AUGUACGACGCCGCAGCGAGCGAAGCUCCAUCCUUCACAAUUGCGUCUUCUACGACAGCAAUGAAUCCUUCUUCGACAGAACACGACUACCGCUUUCCGCGAAGGCCUGCGGUCGGGUCCGAGGCGGAUCGCUCAGUAUCGGCUUAUAAUAAUUCUGGAAUCAGCGGCUCGAAUACCGCAACUGACAGCAGCCCCGGCGACCUGCGGUUACAGGAGCUCAACCUGGAUUUGUCCAACAACAACAGCGGCGACAUCGCGCACCGUGAUCUGCUCGAUUCCUCGGUAUUUCCCAACUGGCCAGCGAGCGCUACUGUUUCCAAGAAGGACAACCUCGAUCAGAUGCAGCAUGAUGACCCUCUAGCGACACAGAUUUGGCGAUUCUUUAGCAAAACUAAGCAAAGCCUGCCUAGCCAGGAGCGCAUGGAAAAUCUCACCUGGCGCAUGAUGCAUCUGAAACUACGAAGACAGCAGCAGAAGGAAGAAGAGGAGAGAGCAAAGGAAAUGGCUCGACAAAAAGCUUCAAAGGAAGGCGCUGCAGGCAAUACCCCAAGUGGCAUUGCGCAACUUAGACAAAACUCGGACCAGAACAUUGCCCAGUCGGAUCCAAUGAACCUCGAUGACUUCAUAUUUAGUGAGAAUAUAUCUACUCCGGCGGGCUUGCCUCUUGACCCUGCCUCCCCGGAGCUGCUCAAGCUAUCCGAGGACAAGGCGGCUCAUGCAACAGCUGCUGCGAUCCCCAUCAAAUCCCGCAAGGUCUCGCCCCAACAGCACUUUGUUCCGCAGUCCGUCCCUGUGCCUCCACACCGCGGGCAUGAGGACGAAUUCGGCUAUGUCAAUCGCCAUCACCGGAAAACAAGUAUAGAUGAUCGACGCACUCGCAAUCUCAAGCGUCCUGCAAAUUUCUCUCCUCAAGUCGGCAACCUGGCUUCAAAUGAUAUAGAUGUGGAUGCGGAUGUCCAUGAAUAUUCUCUGGAUCACUCACACCCAUCUGGCGUUGCCAACGCCUCUCAUCAACCCUUCUCCUUGGAUAACUUCCAGAUGGAGCAUGAUCCCAUUAUCACCUCGGCAGGGCCUUUCCAGCAGAACUUUUCAUUCUCGCCCUCCACCUCACCAAUGGUGACACAUAACUCUUUUCAGAACAUGUAUACUCAAUCUGGCCUGGCCCAGAACUCCAUGAACGCUCAUGACUUCUACUCUCCACCCGCAUCCACUUAUCAGUCCACCGCCACCACACCACACCCUAUACCAGAGAACGAUAACAUGUUCUUUGGCUCCUUGGACAUGCGACACCAGAACCAGCAGCAAUUCCACCAAGGCCAAGGUCACAAUGGAAACCACGUGAUGCAGCAAUUCAUGUACCAAGGAAAUGGCAACCACAUGUUUCCUCAGAGUACUAACGCUCCAGAUGCAUCGUCUUCGUUUGCCCCGACCAACACUUUUGGUCACGUCGAUCCGACCCAAGUGUUCCAGGAAGACCAGGCUCGCUCUCCCACCUCUGGCAUGCUAGAACAGAACAUGUUUAGUUUUGGUGCUGAGUCGGACAAUGAAGAGGAUGGCGGCUCGUUCCCAGAUCGCAACCUCGGCAUGCAUCCCGCCUUCUCGCCUACCAUGGAAGAAUCGGGCAUGGACAUGAACGGCUCCAACACGCUUGGAUGGGAUGCAUCUUUGCCUGGACAGUUCAGUACUCAGGCUGCACGUUAUCCCGGAGGCCCUCCUCGCAAGCAAGUCACGAUUGGCGGUGCCACUACAGAUUACGUUGAUGCCAACGGGGACUGGGACGGUCAGAGUAGUCUAUCGCGGUCUCAGUCAUUCAGGGCUGGAGACAGGCGGCAGAAAAUCCCACGUAACGCUUCUACUUCCGGGCUUAGCACGGGUAGCCGCGGAAACCUCUUUGAGAGGUUGGCACAGUCAAACCCCAAUUCACCUCCUACCGACACCGCUGGCAAUGCUUCAGGUUUCUCUUCGGUAACUCCCAGUCGGCCUUCUUCGCCACUGGGAUCGAAGCAGGGAUCGACAACUAACCUGCAAGGUGCUGCGGGCAACCAAGCCGAUGGCAAUGCCCCAACUACGUGCACAAACUGCUUCACACAAACCACCCCACUGUGGCGCCGUAACCCCGAGGGCCAACCUCUUUGCAACGCCUGUGGCUUGUUCUUGAAGCUGCACGGUGUCGUUCGACCGUUGAGUUUGAAGACGGACGUUAUCAAGAAGCGUAACCGAGGAUCUGGAGCCAACCUUCCAGUUGGCGGAACAAGCACUAGAUCCAAGAAGACGGGUGGAGCUUCUGGGCCUGCUUCUCGCAAGAACUCGACCUUGGGCAUCUCCGUCACGAAUAGCACGCCACAACAGGCCACCACUCCGCCUGCAACUGUUCGGGCCGGUAGCGCUAACGAAGGUGAAAGUCCGGCAAGUGGUGGUGCUGGUGCAUCUGGUGGCAAUACUGCUGGCAGCACGCCGACAAGCUAUGCAGGGUCGACCACUGGAGCAGUGGGUGGCAAGGGUGUCAUUCCUAUUGCCGCUGCUCCUCCCAAGAACACGCCUGGGCCGGGAGCAGCUUCAGUGACACGCAAUGUUGGCGCAUCGGGCUCCUCCAAGCGACAACGGCGAAGCAGCAAGAGUGCGGGCACUAGUGAGUCCGCUGGAGGUAUGGACAUUGACAGCCCAGCCAAUUCAACUGGCUCCAACGAGGCUGCACGAUCGGUCAGUUCCGCAAGCGGAUUCAUGGCCGGAAUGCCUAAUCCUGGCAACGUUGCCUUGACCAACGGAUUCGGUAUGACACAGCGCCCGAUGAUGCCUCCAGGCAUGAUGGGAAUGCCCGGAGUUCCACCAAAUGGCAUGAUGACGCCUGGCGCUGGGGCUGGACCUCAAGAAUGGGAAUGGCUUACCAUGAGUCUGUAA
Messenger RNA from Pestalotiopsis fici W106-1, 2898 nucleotides. RefSeq lists its product as uncharacterized. The record is from RefSeq and is a predicted model, not a curated record. NCBI's taxonomy places the organism in Eukaryota, Fungi, Ascomycota, Sordariomycetes, Amphisphaeriales, Sporocadaceae. The transcript has 3 exons. Gene Ontology annotation, biological process: positive regulation of transcription by RNA polymerase II; negative regulation of transcription by RNA polymerase II. The coding region runs from base 1 to 2898 and encodes 965 amino acids. Gene Ontology annotation, molecular function: DNA-binding transcription factor activity, RNA polymerase II-specific; RNA polymerase II cis-regulatory region sequence-specific DNA binding; zinc ion binding.